AUUUUCCAUCGACGACUGAGAAAGAGAAGCUGCGGCAGAGUCGGUGAUAGUCAGGACGGCGAACAGCAUCAUAAACGAUCCAGUCAUGCAUCGGGAAUGCCCCCUUGACUGCAAGGUCUAUGUUGGAAAUUUAGGAAAUAAUGGAAACAAAACAGAAUUGGAGAGAGCGUUUGGCUAUUAUGGCCCUCUCCGCAGUGUUUGGGUGGCCAGAAACCCCCCUGGUUUUGCUUUUGUAGAGUUUGAAGAUCCCCGGGAUGCGACUGACGCUGUGCGUGAGCUCGAUGGGAGGACACUUUGCGGUUGCCGGGUGCGAGUGGAGCUGUCCAACGGUGAGAAACGCAACCGCAACCGUGGUGCUCCCCCCUCGUGGAGCAGGCGUGUUCGAGACCGCGACGACUAUAGGCGACGCAGCCCUCCGCCCAGACGAAGAUCUCCACGCAGGCGGAGCCUGAGCCGCAGCCGAAGCAGGUCUUUGUCCAGAGAAAGGAGGAGAGAGAGGUCCCUCUCCCGGGACAGGAACCACAAGCCCUCCAGGUCCUUCUCCCGAUCAAGGAGUCGCUCCAGAUCUAACGACAGAAGAUAAAUCGUCUGUCGGGUGUAGAGGGAGCUGAAGAUGAACGUUUGUACGUGCUCGUCCGUUUGUAAAGGACUUGAGCGUCACCACGUUUUUUUUUUGUUUUUUUGUUGUUCGUUUUUUUUUUUUUUUUUUUUUAAACAAUCAUUUUAGUGUCCCUCCCUUUCUAUUGUUAGUUGCUGCCAGCUUCAUUGACUGGGUAUGUUCAGGCGUCGUCACUGGCACCUGAUCAGUCUCGACACAACUGUCCCACCCUGCAUUCCAGAGUUUAAUCUCUCUGAGCUUUGGUUUUCAUACGUAGAUGUUUGUGUGGGUUGACAUUGUGUGAGUACUUCUGUCAUUUUCACUGUACAUGUAAAAAAAAUUUUUUUGUAAAAGAUGUGGAAAUAUGUACAUUUCCCCUCCUGUGUGAGCCAACCUAUUUUCAACUUGCUGUAUUGUUGUACCUGAUGCUUAUUCAUCAAGCAAAAACAUGGCAUUUAUUCAGAAAUGUAGUUGCAGAAUUCAAUUUUUUUGACUUUAGGUUUAACAUUGUUCUAUUGUUUGAUACAUUGUGACGUAGUCUCUAUUA
Nematolebias whitei (Rio pearlfish) is the source of this 1145-nucleotide messenger RNA. It is a transcript of the gene srsf3b, whose product is annotated as serine and arginine rich splicing factor 3b. The record is from RefSeq and is a predicted model, not a curated record. Gene Ontology annotation, biological process: mRNA splicing, via spliceosome. The transcript is spliced from 6 exons. Lineage: Eukaryota; Metazoa; Chordata; Actinopteri; Cyprinodontiformes; Rivulidae. Gene Ontology annotation, molecular function: RNA binding. Gene Ontology annotation, cellular component: nuclear speck. Bases 86 to 583 code for a protein of 165 amino acids.